Messenger RNA from Penicillium malachiteum, 786 nucleotides. RefSeq lists its product as uncharacterized. The transcript is spliced from 2 exons. Bases 1 to 786 code for a protein of 261 amino acids. The record is from RefSeq and is a predicted model, not a curated record. NCBI's taxonomy places the organism in Eukaryota, Fungi, Ascomycota, Eurotiomycetes, Eurotiales, Aspergillaceae.
AUGAACCCACCAAUCCUGACUCGUCCCCCUCUUUGUCACCACCUACGUGGCAAUUAUCCAUUAGAGCUUGAAUCGCACCCGGCAUGGCCACAAAUCAAGUCAAGCAUCAAGGCAGCAAACCCAUUUGUGUUUCCCAGUGUUUGUCUCCCAGGCUUAACUGCGCAUGCGAGUGCUCCCACUCACCCCGCUGUAUCUGGCAUUGACUUGGAGUACAACCAUUCUCCUUUUGACUUGGCUUUUUAUGCAUUUGAGAAUUCACCCACCGUGGAUCAUUCGAUUCCAACCACACAAGCACACCUCGCAGUCCUUAUUCUGACCUCGGAAUGCCUCGACGGUGAUAACAUAGUGAUAACACGUCGCAAGAUUCAGAACUUCCUGGAUAUCAAUGAUCACGAGAAGAAGAUCAUUUAUUUCUUUGCAGGUGACAAUGAGAAUAAAUCCUUCCAGCCUGAAUGCCUUUUUACCCUGGGUUUAUUUCUUGCUUUCGAAGAUCAUCCAAACAUGUGUCAGGUCAUCCCUCUCGUCGAACCCCAAUUCCUGAUGCAUGAUAUUCUGUUGAAGGCCAGUUACUCAAAGGAAUAUUUUCGCCCUUUCGACAAAGAUGGGACCCUACAGAAUACCCUUGGGGAGGAUGAUGCUGUCGUUUGGUCCUUUUCGCUUGAAUCUCUCUCGUCCGACGAAGCAGGUAGUGAUCAGCGCAAACUUGAGUACCGCAAGAGAGAAAUUAAGGAAUAUCUGGGCCGGGGGAGUGAUUUGACACAGCGGGAACUCUUGGAUUCGUUUUAG